Molecule: messenger RNA, 2711 nt
Organism: Malaclemys terrapin pileata
Lineage: Eukaryota; Metazoa; Chordata; Testudines; Emydidae
Gene: CDHR1
Product: cadherin related family member 1
Exons: 17
Coding region: 1-2598 (865 amino acids)
Biological process (GO): homophilic cell-cell adhesion
Cellular component (GO): catenin complex; plasma membrane
Molecular function (GO): cadherin binding; calcium ion binding
Source: RefSeq, a predicted model, not a curated record
AUGAAGCAUGUAAGGCAUUUCGCCCCAUCUUUAUUUCUCAAUUUGGUGCAUGUUUGCCUGGCUCAGGCAAAUUAUGCCCCCUACUUCUUUGAUAAUGGAGCCAGCAGCACUAAUGGGAACAUGGCACUUCUCAGCCUUUCAGAAGACACACCUGUUGGUACACAUGUGUACACUCUGAAUGGAACCGACCCAGAAGGAGAUCCUGUGACCUACGGAAUGACCUAUGAAACUGGGUCAAGAAGUUACUUUGCCAUUGAUGCAAAUUUUGGAAAUGUCACCUUGAUUGAGGAGCUUGAUAGAGAGAAAGAAGAUGAGAUUGAAGUUAUAGUCAGUAUUUCAGAUGGCCUGAGUACAGUUGCUGAAAAAGUCCGAAUCCUUGUUACAGAUGCUAAUGAUGAGAGUCCAGAAUUUAUCAACACACCUUACAUAGUCCAAGUCCCAGAGAACACUCCCUCGGGGAGCAGUAUCUUUAAGAUCGAGGCAGUGGACAAAGACACGGGUUCCGGGGGAAGUAUCACCUACUUCUUGCAGAACAUCCGUACUAAUAAGUUUACCAUAGACCGACACAGUGGUGUUCUUCGCAUCAAAACAGGGAUCACUCUAGACUAUGAAAAAUCAAGAACCCAUUUUGUCACCGUGGUAGCAAAGGACGGUGGUGGGAAGCUCAGGGGAGACAACAAGGUGUUUUCAGCCACAACCACAGUCACUAUCAAUGUGGAGGAUGUUCAGGACACCCCUCCCAUGUUCAUUGGGACUCCCUACUAUGGCUAUGUCUAUGAGGACACCCUGGUGGACUCUGAGGUACUAACAGUUGUUGCUCUUGACGGUGACCGAGGAAAGCCUAAUAAUAUCCAUUACUGUCUUGUGAAUGGAAGUGAAGGAUCUUUUGAAAUAAAUAAUACGACUGGAGCUAUUUCUGUUAUAAAAAACCCAAGUAGACUAAAGAAAGAAGUGUAUGAACUAAAAAUUCAGGCAUCAGAAAUAAGUCUAUAUGGUGAUGUGACAGCAUAUGCUUUUGCCACCGUGACUAUAAGGGUCGUCGACCUCAACAACCACCCACCAACUUUCUAUGGAGAAAAUGGGCCCCAGAAUCGGUUUGAAUUGACAAUGUAUGAGCACCCACCCGAGGGUGAAAUCCUGAGGGGCCUGAAAAUUACUGUCAACGAUUCAGAUCAGGGGGCCAAUGCUAAAUUCAAUCUCCGGCUAGUUGGACCCGGUGGCAUUUUCCGAGUUGUUCCCCAAACGGUGCUGAAUGAGGCUCAGGUUACCAUAAUAGUGGAGAACUCUGCUGCCAUAGAUUAUGAGAAGUUCCAGUUGUUAACCUUUAAGCUUCUUGCCAUAGAGGUGAACACUCCUGAGAAAUUUAGCUCAACGGCGGAUAUAGUGAUACGUCUCUUGGACACCAAUGACAACGUCCCAAAGUUCUCAUCUGACUAUUACAUUGCCAGGAUUCCAGAGAAUUCCCCAGGGGGGUCCAAUGUAGUGGCUGUUACAGCUACAGACCCAGAUUCGGGACUCUGGGGAGAAGUCAAAUACUCCAUAUAUGGAACAGGAGCUGAUCUAUUUCUAAUCCAUCCAUCAACAGGAAUUAUUUAUACCCAGCCAUGGGCCACAUUAGAUGCUGAAGUCACUGCAAAAUACAACUUCUAUGUGAAGGCAGAAGACACAGAUGGGAAGUAUAGCUUGGCUGAGGUGUUUAUCACUGUGCUAGAUGUUAAUGACCAUUCUCCAGAGUUCAAUGAGAACAUCCAGGAAAAGACCAUGAUCAUUGGAUCACCAGUGAAAAUAGAGGCUAUAGAUCAAGAUGCAGAAGAACCCAACAACAUUGUAGACUAUUCUAUUAUGCAAGCAGAUCCAGCCAAUGUAUUUGAUAUAGAUCAAAGCACUGGGGAAAUAAAGCUGAAGUCCUAUAUCAGGUCCCUGGAUAUCAUUCACAACAUCACCAAGAACAAAGACUGCAUAUGGUCUGUGGUAGUUCAAGCCAAGGACCGGGGUUCCCCUUCAUUUAGCACGACGGCAGUACUGAAGAUUGAUAUUACAGAAGAGACUCUUCACAAAGGGCCAAUGGCCGCCUUUUUGAUGCAAACUAAAGAUAACCCCAUGAAAGCCUUAGGAGUGCUAGCUGGUGUCAUGGGCGUAAUGGUGGUGAUCACAAUCAUGAUCUCUACUGCCAUGUUCUGGCGCAAUAAGAGAUCCAACAAAAUCAUGCCGGUGAGACGGAUCAUAAAAAAGAGACAGAUCCAUCAACCCAGGACGGUCAGGAUGGAGUGGCUGAAAUUCAAGUGGUCCAGCAAUCCUGCCGAGAAGUUUGCCAUUGAGGAUGACACACAGAGUCUGCAGAAUGAGAACAGCAACAAUAACGUCCAGGUGCCCACUCUGCCACCUACUGCCCCAGCCCUGCCCCCUCCCCCAGUUUUAGCGCCCAAGAUAAAUAGCACUGAGUGGAGAGUGACCACAGUGUCAGGCUCCCUAAGCCCCAAGUUUAUAAACAAGCCGGGGAAGAAAAAGGGCCCCGGCAGCACUCACCAUGCCCUGGUGUCAGAGCUCAAACAGAAGUUUGAAAAGAGGAACAUAACCAGCAACAACCCCCAUAUUUAGUGCAUCUGCAGCAGCCACUCAUGGAGAUCACAUAGCCAUGCAGUGUAUGGUGAGAGGUGCAUGGUGUUAUUGAUCUUUUCCAUUUGUUUCAAUACAAAAUGAACUAAAAGCCG